CCACCUACUUGCUGGAAACAGAGACAGAGGGGGAGAAAAAAGGGAGAGGAACAGAGGGGGUGGAAAGCCGGAGGGUUGGAGGAUUGACUGCUUUUACAGUGGCACAGAUCCUACUGCAGUUAUGGCUUCAGAUGGAGUGGAUGAGCGCUCUCCGUUGCUGUCAGCACCAAACUCUGGGAAUGUUACACCUACAGCCCCGCCGUAUUUGCAAGACAACCCCCCAAGAGCGGAAUUACCUCCUCCUUACACUGCAAUUGCCAGUCCUGAUGCUGGUGGAGUGCCAGUAAUAAACUGUCGCGUGUGUCAGUCUUUGAUCAACCUGGAUGGUAAACUACAUCAGCAUGUAGUUAAAUGUACAGUAUGUAAUGAAGCUACGCCAAUAAAAAAUCCUCCUGCUGGGAAAAAAUAUGUAAGAUGUCCAUGUAAUUGCCUGCUAAUAUGUAAAGACACCUCCAGACGAAUAGGAUGUCCAAGACCAAAUUGCAGAAGAAUCAUAAACUUGAGCCCAGUUAUGGUAAUUCCGGAGGAGCAACCUGCACAGCCAGCUCUACCAGUCCAACCCGAAGGCACAAGAGUAGUGUGUGGCCACUGUGGAAAUACAUUCCUGUGGAUGGAGCUCAGAUUCAACACAUUGGCAAAGUGCCCACAUUGCAAGAAAAUCUCUUCUGUAGGUAGUGCUCUUCCGAGAAGACGUUGCUGUGCGUACAUCACAAUAGGAAUGAUAUGUAUCUUUAUUGGAGUUGGUCUAACUGUUGGUACCCAAGACUUUGCAAGACGCUAUCAUGCCACAUAUGUAUCCUGGGCCUUUGCUUACCUUUUGGGUCUGAUAUGUUUGGUCCGAGCCUGUUAUUGGGGAGCUAUUAAAGUCAGCUAUCCUGAACACAGCUUUGCAUAGACUUUUCCGUUUAAUCAGCAAAGCGCAGUUUUUUUUUUUUUUAUUUCAUUUUUUAUUUUUAUUUUUUAUUUAUUUUUUUUUGGAAUUAAACAAGAAUCCAGAUUGUAGGGAGAGGACGUCAUACAGUGUUCUCUCUUUGCAGAAUUUACUUUUAUUUCAGAGUAGACCAAAACGUUUAAUCUUUUAAGGAGAGAUGCCCAUUGCACUACAUUUUUAUGCAAUUCUUAACUUUUCUUUGCUGCUAGAUUGUUCAGCUUAUCAGAUAAAGCUGAGUUUACAUGUUUAACAGAUGGCUGUCAUUGUUUUAUUUUGUUUGAAUGGUUUAAUUUGAAUACAUUUUAAUUUUUCCCCCCCAACUGUAUUUAAACUCCAUUAGUGCCAUUGUUGUUCAAAAUACAAAAAUACAGUAUAAAGUGUUGUCAGCCUCUCUAAAUUAGCUCAUAUUUUUAUUCUCUACUGUAUUAACAUAAAACUACAGCUUGCACUGGAUAGAAGCAAUAAACCUAUCAGUUGUCAUAAUUCAAAAAAGAGGACUAAAUUCAUUAAAAUGUGAUGCCUUCUGAGUGGAGGUAGGAAUUUUGCGUUCAGCACAGUACUGGAAGUCAGGCAUUCAUUUAAGGCAAUGCUCUUUGAUUUGUUUGCUUUGGGUUACAGAAAUGAAUUAUGUAGCAUUAAUUCUCCCAUCUAAAAUGUAGUUCAUACAUGCUUCUGCUUCCAGCUUGCUUUUGGAUCUGUAAAUAUCAGUAGCAUUGAAAUAGUUCAGCAUUCUCUAAAGAAUGUGGGCACAAUAAAUAUCUUGUUCUGAAUGUGAGCUAAAGAAACUGUUUGUACAUUAAUUAAUUAGAUGGAAUAUGCCUUGUGUCUUUUUAAAAAAUAAUUUAUCAAUAAAAUAAUGUUACUUUUCUCAUCU
Erpetoichthys calabaricus (reedfish) is the source of this 1805-nucleotide messenger RNA. It is a transcript of the gene pip4p2, whose product is annotated as phosphatidylinositol-4,5-bisphosphate 4-phosphatase 2. Gene Ontology annotation, molecular function: phosphatidylinositol-4,5-bisphosphate 4-phosphatase activity. Gene Ontology annotation, cellular component: late endosome membrane; phagocytic vesicle membrane; lysosomal membrane. The transcript has 7 exons. Gene Ontology annotation, biological process: phosphatidylinositol dephosphorylation. The coding region runs from base 122 to 895 and encodes 257 amino acids. Lineage: Eukaryota; Metazoa; Chordata; Cladistia; Polypteriformes; Polypteridae. The record is from RefSeq and is a predicted model, not a curated record.